AUGGCCCCAAUCACCAAGACUCUCGCCCUCGCUGGCGCUUUCUUCGCCAUCUCUGGCUUCGCUGCCCCCGUCAACAAGCGCGCUGUUGUGUGGGAGACCGUCACUGAUGUCGUCUGGGAGACCGUCGAUGUGACCACCACCAUCUACCCCGGUCACGGCCAGGCGGCUCAGACCACCGUCGUGCCUGUCGUCACCACCACCGCCGCGGAGACCACCCCCACCGUCCAGGCCGCCGCCGCUGCUCAGACCCUCAAUGAGGAGGAGGCCACCACCUCCACCAUCGUUGCUGCCCCAACCACCACUGCCCAGCCCACAACCACUGCCGCCCCCGUUGUUCAGGCCGCCGCCGAGUCCAGCAGCUCGACCUCGUCUGCUGCUCCCUCGUCUACUUCCUCUGCUAGCUCCAGCUCCAGCUCUUCCACCAGCUCUGGCUACACCGGCUCCUGCAGCGAGGGCUCCCCCUGCACUGGUGACAUUACUUACUACGACACUGCCACCACUUCCUCCAACCCCAGCUCUUGCGGCACCACCAACGACGGUACCACCGAACUUGUCCUUGCUCUGCCCCACGGUAUCAUGACCGACGGUGACUGCGGCAAGUCCGUCACCAUCACCCACAACGGUGUUUCCAAGACCGGUACCGUCGUCGACAAGUGCAUGGGCUGUGACAACAACUCCGUCGACCUGUCUCGCGCUUUCUUCGAGGCCCUGGCUGGCUCUCUCGAUGCUGGUCGCAUCGCCGGUGUUGAGUGGUACAUCAACUAA
Penicillium subrubescens is the source of this 765-nucleotide messenger RNA. RefSeq names its product RlpA-like double-psi beta-barrel domain-containing protein. Bases 1 to 765 code for a protein of 254 amino acids. The transcript has a single exon. NCBI's taxonomy places the organism in Eukaryota, Fungi, Ascomycota, Eurotiomycetes, Eurotiales, Aspergillaceae. The record is from RefSeq and is a predicted model, not a curated record.